Naegleria gruberi is the source of this 1959-nucleotide messenger RNA. Its product is annotated as PAP2_haloperoxidase domain-containing protein. Bases 9 to 1937 code for a protein of 642 amino acids. Lineage: Eukaryota; Heterolobosea; Eutetramitea; Acrasida; Naegleriidae. The record is from RefSeq and is a predicted model, not a curated record. The transcript has a single exon.
AACGCCAAAUGUCAAUUCCACUAACACGACUCCUUCUCGUGUUUACAUUGAUUUUUUCACCAUUUCUUCUAAUCAAUGCCUACUCACCAACCACAGAAACCAAUCCUCAAGAAUACGAUGCUCAAUUCCACCUGUCAAUUUUGGCAGAUGGCAUUCAAGCAGGAAACAUUGCACCAAUCACUCGUUAUCCAGAUGCUCAUGAAAAGGCAACAAAUUUCUAUAGAAAUCAAUAUGGUUUGGAUGUUUCUGAUAAUGGAGCUCGUUUGCCAGAUGGUGCACAAUUUUUCACAUCUGUGGGAGAUCAAUAUGUAGUUCACUAUGCAAAAGUUCGAGGUUAUCCAAAUUUGGCAGGUUCACAAGAUUUGGGAGUUUAUGAUGAUGCCUUUGCAAUCAUGCUUACUAAACCACUUGUUGUCCACGGAGCUUACGGAGGUAAAAAUGGUACUUGGGUGGACACAGGUUCAAUUUUACCAUUUGGGUUUUAUACCUAUUUUUGGAAGGUCAAUGGUAGUAUUGCCUUUCCUAGAAUUACUUGGUCUAGUCCAAUGCCAAUGAGAAUUUCAGCAGAUGGUUCAUUGGUUGUUGAUUGUGAAUUGAGUUCAAAUAUUUGGGGUAAAGGAAUGGCUAGAGGUUUGAAUUUGAUUAGAAUUAAUCCUGUCACUAAUCAAUAUUAUGUCAGUGUUGUCAGUUCUCAUACUUUCCCAAUCAGUCAAACUGAUAUUGCUCCAAAAUGUGCUGCAAUUACCACUGAAAAAGACAUUUUCAAUGAAGAUUUCAUUGUCAAGUGGAAUAAUGUUUUACUGUCAACUGUCAGAGAUUUCAAAGUUGCUCCACCAAUUGCAUCCAGAGCCAUGGCCAUUCUUCACACAGCCACAGACGAUGCCCUUGGCUCCUGCAGAAGAUCCAGAAACUCAAACAAGGCAUGUGACUACGCAACCAUUGCAACCACAAUUUCCUUUUCUGCUCAUCGUGUCCUUUCUCAAUUAUUUCCAAAUAAUAUUGAUUGUUAUAAUGCUGCAUUGAAGAGAGCUUUACAAUGUAAUGGAUGUUCACAAUAUGACGUUUCAGAAUUAACUAAAAUUGGUAAAUCUGCAGUGACGACAGCUGACAGAGUUUUGAGAUCUAGAGAUAAUGAUGGAAGUGCAGAAUUUGUUGAUUAUCAAUUUAGAGAUGGAGCAAUGGAUUAUCAAAGUCAUGCUCCAAAUUAUGUCAGAAAUCCAUUGUUGCCUCAAUGGCCAAAUGUUGAACCUUUUGGAAUUCAAAAUGUUGAAAGUUUUAGACAAGGUCCACCUCCACAAUUGGGAACUCCUUUAUUCGAAACUUCCUAUGAUGAAGUAUUCUUGUAUGGUAGAAAUGAUUCAAGUGUUAGAACUUUUGAUCAAAGAAGAAUUGCUUGGUUCUGGGAUGAUGGUGCAGGAACUGCCACUCCACCAGGACAUUGGAAUGUCAUCCUUCAAUCAAUUAUUAGAAGCCAAGGAAUUACUGACAUUUUCAAAGUAUCUGCCAUUUUCAAAUUGUUAGGUUGUACUCUUGCUGAUGCUGGUAUUGUUUCUUGGGAUCACAAAUAUUUCUAUAAUGCACUUCGUCCAGUGACAGCUGUAAAUAAUAGAAAUAGAAAUCUUAAUUGGUUCCCAUUGUUGGCAACUCCACCUUUCCCUGAAUACACCAGUGGACACUCAACCUUCUCUGGUGCUGCUGCAAGAAUUUUGAGUUUAGUAUUGGGAAGUGAUGACAUCUCCUUUGAUGUAGUAAGUGAUGGUUACAAAUAUCACACAAGAACAUUUAACAAAUUGUCAGAUGCUGCUAAGGAAGCUGGUAAAUCCAGAAUUUAUGGUGGUAUUCACUUUGAAUAUGCCAAUCAAGCUGGUUGGAAUUCCGGUGUUGCUGUGGCUAAUGCUGUUUACAAUCAAUUAUGUAGAAAUGCAAGUUGUUUGUAAUUUAAUAAAUCAUUAUAUAUUU